Centruroides sculpturatus (bark scorpion) is the source of this 1581-nucleotide messenger RNA. Its product is annotated as multidrug resistance-associated protein 4-like. Gene Ontology annotation, molecular function: ABC-type transporter activity; ATP hydrolysis activity; ATP binding. The record is from RefSeq and is a predicted model, not a curated record. The coding region runs from base 1 to 1581 and encodes 526 amino acids. Gene Ontology annotation, biological process: transmembrane transport. The transcript has 11 exons. Gene Ontology annotation, cellular component: membrane. Lineage: Eukaryota; Metazoa; Arthropoda; Arachnida; Scorpiones; Buthidae.
AUGGGGAGGAGAGAAGUGAGAAAGAUGGAGAGGAAAGCUAGUAGCAAGAAAGAUAAAGCCGAAGAUAACCAAACACUACAUGACAAUGAAGAGUUUAAGAAACCAGGAAUUUCAGUUUAUAAAUCAUACGUCAAUGCCGGAGCGGGACUUUUCUUCAAAAUUGUUAUUUUAUCCACGCUAAUUAUAUCGCAAUCCUUUACAAGUGCCAGCGACUAUUGGCUAAUCAAAUGGUUGCAAGAUAUAAGAAUUUAUAGCCACAGCAUAGAGAAUCUCGAAAAUAUUACAUCUAACAAAAGUAUUUUUCACAACAUUGAAGACGAAAAUUUUUAUCACACUGAAGAAUUCAACAUGUAUGUUUACAUUGGUUUGAUAUGUGCCGUAUUUCUAACGACUUUACCUUCUGGAUUAUUGGUAUACAGAUUCUUUACAAUUGCUUCUUUCAAGCUGCAUAACAAUAUGUUUCGUUGUAUCAUUCGAACUCCAAUAUCAUUUUUGGAUAACAAUCCUGUUGUGAGAAGUCCAGUAUUUUCACAUCUGAGUGUAUCUCUUUACGGACUGACGACAAUUAGAGCAUUUAAAGCUGAAAGCAGAUUUAAAUCCAUGUUUAAUAAGUAUCAGGAUAAACAUACUUCAACGUUGUUUAUUUACACGUGUUUAAUUCGAUGGAUUUCCGUAUACGGUCACAUAAUUUGUUUUAUAAAUCUAAUUAUUACCGUUAUUAUUUUCGGUGUUUCAAAUAAUUCAGAUGAUGCAGGAAGCAAAAUUGGACUUUUAUUAAAUUACGGAAUUGUAAUAAUUUUGAAUUUACAAAACCUUAUUGCAUUUACAUGUGAAAUGGAAUUUCAGAUGAACUCGGUAAAGCGCAUUCUGAAAUACAGCAAAUUGAAAUCGGAAGCUUUAUACGAAAGUUUGCCCGAAAAACGACCACCCUCGGAUUGGCCACAAAGAGGAGAAAUUCAUUUUUAUAAUGUUUCUUUACAAUACUCCGAGGAUAAAAACUUCGUUUUAAAGAACUUGACAUUUCUUAUUCAUUCUGGAGAAAAGAUUGGGAUUGUCGGGAGAACUGGAGCAGGAAAGAGUUCAAUAAUUGCUUCGUUAUUUCGCAUGACGGAGCCAACGGGGAAAAUCACCAUCGAUGGAAUCGACACUAAGGAAAUCGGUCUUCGGGAUCUACGUAGUAAAAUAUCCAUCAUUCCACAAGAUCCCAUGUUGUUUACCGGUCCUCUUCGAAGGAACAUCGAUCCUUUCGAUGAAUAUUCGGAAGAAACGCUGUGGAACGUGAUAGAAGAGGUACAGUUAAUAGAAGUUAUUAGUAAAUUACCUGGAGGAUUGGAUACACACUUAACGGAAGGAGGGAGAAAUUUCAGCGUGGGAGAAAGACAAUUAAUUUGUCUGGCCAGAACCAUUCUUCGCCGGAAUAAAAUUCUCGUCAUGGACGAAGCAACGUCCAAUAUCGAUAAAAGCUUGAUGACCUCAGAACAGCUGGUGUUGGAGUUCUCCGGACAUUCUCAGACGUCUCAGGAGGAGAAGGAUUUAAAAUUGGGAUUGUCGGGAGAACUGGAGCAGGAAAGAGUUCAAUAA